AUGACACCACGCAAGUCUUCUCAUGCAUUCGUCGCUCAAGCUGAAACAUUACUUAUCUACGGAAUAUUCUUAUUCUUAACUGGUCUGGCACAGAUAUGCAUUACCAUCAGUCACCGAUACAUAACGGAGAAAACGAUUCAUCAAAAUAAAAACAUCAAUCUACACAGUUUCCUUCCCACGGCAUUUACGAUCAAUGAUAUUCAUCUUUGGUAUAUUUAUCCAUCAGCUACGAUCACAAUCAUCCCAUUUCUUUCCUGUGUGACCUAUACUUUAUUCAAACGGCCAAUAACGCCAAUUUUCAUUUGCAUAUCGUCGAUGAUGAGUUUCUUCGCUUCAUCGAUCUACGUUGGUCUUUUGAUUGUCCAUACACUUGAAUACUGGCAAACAAUUUCAUCCACUCGGUAUAGAACGACGUUGGCUUCAUCGACAACAACGACAAUGUCACCAUUUCUCUUGACCCGCGUACUUGUUCCGUUUGAAGAACCAGCAACAUUCGAUAAUUUAGCACUUUUAAUUACAUUUACACUGGCUCUUGUUCAAACACUUCUAUCUCUCAUUGGAGCAGUCAUUUCUUGUCUCUGGUCGCCGUGCUGUAUGAGCUCAUGGCCAACAUACACACCGAUACCUACUACUUCACAUUAUGCUCAAACAACGCCGCAUCGUUAUGAGACACCUCAAUCAGCAACUCUACGUAGCGUUAAACGUCAACAACUUCAUGAAACUCAUCGGUUUCUAAAUUCGAAUGGCCAUUCGGAUACAAUGCCAACUAAUAUCAUUCAUAAAAAUUCGACAAUUCGAAGUCAUUACGAUGUCGUUUAA
This is a messenger RNA of Adineta ricciae, 819 nucleotides long. Lineage: Eukaryota; Metazoa; Rotifera; Eurotatoria; Adinetida; Adinetidae. The record is from the annotation of a GenBank genome assembly.